Molecule: messenger RNA, 669 nt
Organism: Aspergillus saccharolyticus JOP 1030-1
Lineage: Eukaryota; Fungi; Ascomycota; Eurotiomycetes; Eurotiales; Aspergillaceae
Exons: 4
Coding region: 1-669 (222 amino acids)
Source: RefSeq, a predicted model, not a curated record
AUGACCUACACCAGCCUGCCGCAGGGGGUCUCCCCCCCGUUUGCGGAGAACAAUGCUCACAACCACACGGGGCUGAUCAUAAUCUUCGCCAGCGUAUGUCUGUUUCUCACGCUCAGCUCACUUGCGAUGCGGAUCUACGCCACGACGCAGCGAUCGAUGGUCCUGAGCGAUGAUUACCUUCUAGGAGUUGCCGUCGCUGUCGCCAUCACGCAGACAAGCAUCAUCUUCUACCAGACUCAUCUAGGCUGGGGGAAGAGCUCCGAGCUCCUCGACCCAUCCCACACCGAGGCAAUGGUCAAGAGUGUAUACGCCUCCGACCUCCUCUACAUCCUCAUCCUCGGCCUCUCCAAAUGCUGCACCAGUCUCCUGUACCAACACCUCAGCACCCACGCGACCCGCUGGAUCCCACGCAGUAUUCUGGGUGCAUCGAUCGUGUGGACGAUCGUCGCCGUCAUCCUCGUUGCGGUCCGCUGCAGCCGUACCCACCCGUGGACCGAUAUCAACGACAAAUGUUCCGAUCUACAACCGCACUGGACAGUCAUAACAACCCUCGACAUCCUCCUCGAACUCCUCCUCUUCAUCUACCCCAUCAAACUAAUCUACAGCCUCCGACUGCGCCGGUCCCGCAAACUAACCGUCCUGGCGCUGCUAGGUAGUCGCGGAAUGUAA